Symbiodinium natans is the source of this 1299-nucleotide messenger RNA. The record is from the annotation of a GenBank genome assembly. NCBI's taxonomy places the organism in Eukaryota, Dinophyceae, Suessiales, Symbiodiniaceae.
AUGCCCACGAAACCAAGCGAGUUUGAGUACCCGGCAGUGGAGAGCCAAUAUUGGGAGCUCAUCGAAGAGAGGCACUUCCCCGACCAGAUGACGGGCGAGAUGUUGUUGCUGAGUGCCACGAUUGCCAGGGCACAACCUCCCCAUGAGCUCAAGGACUUCUCCUGUCUCAUGCAGCUGGUGCAUGAGAGGGAGGCCGAGCUGGAGGGGACCAACUACCUGGGCGGACAGGUCGUGGAGUCCUCCCGGCUCCAGAAAUGCCUGGAGUCCGCACCAACCACGAUCUUCAUGACGGUGGUGAUCCUGGCCAGCGCCGUGAUUGUCCAGUAUGAGGAUGGCUUUGCGGGCUCCGGAGCUGGCCUGGUCUUCAUCGUCUUUGAGGCGAUCUUCCUGGCCAUUUUUAUCGGGGAGAUGGUCUUGAAGCUCAUCGUCCUUGGGUUGCGCUACUUUUCUGACCUGUCGAACGUCUUCGACUUCCUGCUCGUGAUCCUGGGAGUGGCUGGCUUGGUGCUGCAGAUCGCCAGCUACGAGAUGCACGGAACGGGCUCCACGACGCUGAGCACCGAGGGAAAGCUUCUCCGGACAACGCAGACGUUCCGUGUGUUCCGGCUCUUCCGCGUGUUCCGGCUCUUCCGCAUGUCCUCCGUCUUGAGAGCCAAGCUCUCCAGGAAGGAGGUGUCACUCCAGGCUUCGGCGCACCUGCACGCCAUGGCCUUGCUGGACGGCUUCGUCCUCGCGCACAUCCGGGCGCAGAAAGCCAUGGUGCACUUCUUCUGCCAUCGAGGCCGCAUGGACAGCAAAGAGGUCUGCAGAGUCCUCGUGCAGUCGCAGACCCAGGUGUUCCGGGCGAUGAGGGAGUCUGUCGUGGAGGAGGAUCGCGUGGGUCGCAGAGCCCUGGGCUGGGUGAGCACGCUGCGGGGGAGCAUGCAAGCGGUCCGCGAGCUGGAGCACUUCGUGCUGGAGGCACGAAAGAUUGGCCUGCUCGCCGCAACUGACAUUGAGUCGCUGCUGCAGCCCCUGCACGACCACAUGGAGAAGCUGGAAAGGCAGUUCCACAAGGCCUUCUCUGGAGAACUGGAGGAGGACGAGGACGACGAGGAGGAAGAGGAGGAGGAGGCAGAGAAUGAUGAAGAUGUCGGCUCUUCGUCUUCCAGCGACUCCGAGGGACCCAGCCAGGCUGACAAGCUGCAGAUAGAGGAGAUCUCGGAGGUGGAGAUGCCUGACUCGCAGGAUCCUGGCGCCCAUCCGGGGGCGCCUGGCGGCCAGCUGAGCGUUCUUCCCGGUGCGCCGAUGCCCGACUGA